CCACUGCACGUCGACGGGAAAAAUAUAUCCUCAGUCGUGGCAAACACAUAAAUACGCAGACACGCCCCAUCUCGGUCCUCACUUUCCACACCUCCGUCACCAUGGCCAUCUUCUCCUCUGCUCUCCUCCUCCGAACCCACAGCCUCACACUCCUGACCAUUUCUUUCUACUUGAUCUUUUCGCCCUCCCAAGUAUUCAACUCGACCCCGGUAUGGCUUCUAGGCGAGGCCGUGAGAGUGCGUUCGGCAGCAUUUGCUUCCGAGGACGGUUUGUCCGACUCACCAUUGGCUCCACCCAUUAUGCCUGGAGCACGACAGAGAAAUGCUGGCCCGGGAGCAUUUGAGCCACCUCGCCUGGCAGGUGCAGCAGCGACAUCACCUCUGACCUCGCCAGUCGACCAAGGCACUCGAGAAUUGUGCGCCCUCCUCGCUCUGCUGAUGACCGUGUACGCCGUCAUGCAGUUCAUUUUCGCUGGGGACCUUACCUUGCUUCCGUCAAAUCCAUCCACCUCCACGAACCAUUCCUCUAAAACAUUGAAGCCGACCUCUACAUCUCUCUCAUCCCCGUCCUCCUCAUCAACUUCGAGUCGAUAUGGAGAAGAGCUGCACACCCUCUAUUCAGCGCAGUCACGGUGGCUGACACUGUCGGGACUGCGAGUCUUUGGGUCGUCAAUCUUGGUGGCCUGGAUCUACGUGUUUUACUCGCAUGGCAAAGAGACACUGGGCUUUUCAGGACUGGGGUUGCUGGCAAAUCGCGUUACCUUCACCUUGGCUCUGUCCGACAUGUUGUUCUGGGGCUAUCUAUGGACGGUGUUGAAAGACGAAGCGAGACAUGUGGCAAUUGGAGUGGCCAGGAAGAGAGAGGCUGAAGAAGAGUCAUGAGACCAAGAUUGAUAUGAUGCUGCCGCGUGUGAUACUACGCUAAGAUCUGUACAGAUAGAUCCAGGGGAAGCUCGUGAGUGGAUGAGAGUGAAAAAUGGCGGCAAAAAGCCUUGUGUCAUGUGUAUAAUAUUGUCCAUGUAAGAGAUCUGCGAUAAAGCUGCGCUAUUAGACCAUCGGCCUCAGUCUUGAGACCAUCUGAAUGUCAGGCAUACCAG
Exophiala mesophila is the source of this 1096-nucleotide messenger RNA. RefSeq lists its product as uncharacterized. NCBI's taxonomy places the organism in Eukaryota, Fungi, Ascomycota, Eurotiomycetes, Chaetothyriales, Herpotrichiellaceae. The coding region runs from base 102 to 881 and encodes 259 amino acids. The record is from RefSeq and is a predicted model, not a curated record. The transcript has a single exon.